Euleptes europaea (tarantolino) is the source of this 2218-nucleotide messenger RNA. It is a transcript of the gene INTS10, whose product is annotated as integrator complex subunit 10. Gene Ontology annotation, biological process: snRNA processing. NCBI's taxonomy places the organism in Eukaryota, Metazoa, Chordata, Lepidosauria, Squamata, Sphaerodactylidae. Gene Ontology annotation, cellular component: integrator complex. Bases 4 to 2217 code for a protein of 737 amino acids. The record is from RefSeq and is a predicted model, not a curated record. The transcript has 18 exons.
GCGAUGUCGGCGCAGGGGGACUGCGAGUUCCUGGUGCAGCGGGCCCGCGAGCUGGUCCAGGAGGACCUGUGGGCCGCCAAGGCCUGGCUCAUCACCGCGCGGAGCCUCUACCCGGCCGACUUCAACAUCCAGUAUGAGAUGUAUACUAUUGAGAGGAAUGCAGAACGGACAUCGUCAGCGGGCAGAUUGCUGUAUGACAUAUUUGUGAAUUUCCCAGAUCAGCCAGUGGUGUGGCGGGAGAUCAGUGUUAUCACAUCUGCUUUAAGGAAUGACUCUCAGGAUAAGCAGACUCAGUUUUUAAGAGGUUUAUUUGAGACUCUUCCUGGCCGGAUCCAGUGUGAAAUGUUACUGAAGGCCACAGAGCAGUGCUUUAAUACUCUUGAGCGGGCAGAAAUGCUGCUGCUGCUUUUGCGACGUUUCCCUGAAUCGGUGGUUCAGCACGGGGUGGGCCUUGGUGAAAGCUUAUUAGAAGCAGAAAAUAUUGAAGACCAAGAAUCACCAGUUAAUUGCUACAGGAAGUUAUUUGUCUGUGAUGUACUUCCCUUAAUAAUUAACAACCCGGAUGUGCGGCUCCCUUCUGCCUUGUUAUAUAAGUACUUGAACAAAGCUGCAGAAUUUUACAUUAAUUACGUGACGAGAUCUACACAGCUGGAAAGCCAGUAUCAAGGUGUGCAGGAGACACCUGACCUCUUGUCACCCAGCAAGCGGAGCUCUCAGAAAUACAUCAUAGAGGGUCUGACCGAGAAAUCUUCUCAAAUAACAGAUCCCUGGGAGCGGGUGUUCAAGAUCCUGUCUGUUGUGGGUGUCAGAUGUGAAUGGCAGAUGGAUAUGUCAAGAAGAAGCUUUGGCGACAUAUUGCUCAAAAUGAAAGAUGUCUGUCGAUAUAUCGGUAAUUAUGAUAAUGAAGCUCAUACAAAAUACAAGACCCAAGUGAUCUAUUCCACCAUGCUGGUUUUCUUCAAGAAUGCAUUCCAGUAUGUCAGCAGCAUCCAACCUUCUCUCUUCCAAGGUCCAAAUGCUACAAACCAAAUUCCACUUGUUCUCUUGGAGGACGUGUCCAAUGUUUAUGGUGAUACAGAAGUAGAUCGCAGCAAACACGUCCACAAAAAGCGGAAGCUUGCUGAGGGAAGGGAGAAAACCAUGAGCUCUGAUGAUGAAGAUUCUUCCGGGAAGGGGAGAAAUAGGCACAUAACCAUUCAUGCAGCAGAGCUUCUGAACUCGGUUGACGUCCUGGAGAGCUUUAGAUUGGCUCGGGAGAGUUGGGAACUGCUUCACUCACUGGAGACACUGGAUAAGGAAUUCACAAGAAUUUGCGUGUCAUGGAAGACUGACUCCUGGCUCUGGCUGCGCAUCUUCCUCACAGAUAUGAUCAUCUAUCAGGGUCAGUAUAAAAAAGCCAUCACCAGCUUGCAUCACUUAGCAGCUCUUCAGGGAUCUCACUCUCAGCAGCAGAUCCCAGGGCAAGGAUCGCUAGAGAACCAGCAAGCCCUGAUCCAGCUGGCAACCUGCCAUUUUGCCCUCGGAGAAUAUCGGUUCACCUGUGAAAAGAUCCUCGACCUGAUGUGUUACAUGGCCCUUCCCAUACAAGAGGGGACUAAACUCCAGGAAGAGCAGCCAAAAUUGAAGUCAAAAUUCAGGAAAGUUUCGGAGCUGAAGCUCUGGCCGUGUACCAGUGCUGCCAUCCUGCCUUAUUGUCUGCGGCUACUGCUGGCCUGUUUCAAGCAGCUGAGAGCAUUCACAGACAAUAGGGACGACAUGGCCCUGGGCCACGUCAUCGUGUUACUCCAGCACGAAUGGCCAAGAGGUGAGAGCUUGUUCUUGAAAGCCAUCAACAAAGUCUGCCUACAAGGAAACUUCCAGUAUGAAAACUUUUUCAACUAUGUGACGAAUAUUGAUAUGUUGGAAGAGUUUGCCUACUUAAGAACCCAAGAAGGAGGGAAAAUUCACCUGGAAUUGUUGCCGAAUCAGGGAAUGUUAAUAAAGACUUCUAGCCCUCCGCUGGGGUUGCUGCAGCAGGAAUUCAUACCUGUACUUCAGCCCAGCGUACAGACUGCUGACAGGCAUCACACAGUGACCAGGGGAAUUACCAAAGGCGUCAAGGAAGAUUUCCGCCUGGCGAUGGAGCGCCAGGUGUCCCGUUGUGGAGAGAACCUGAUGAUGCUUUUGCACAGAUUCUGCAUUAACGAGAAGAUCUUGCUGCUUCAAACCCUGGCCUGAG